Messenger RNA from Spirometra erinaceieuropaei, 757 nucleotides. The record is from the annotation of a GenBank genome assembly. Lineage: Eukaryota; Metazoa; Platyhelminthes; Cestoda; Diphyllobothriidea; Diphyllobothriidae.
AUGGCGAGACCCCAAGAUACGGCAUUGGCCCGAUUCUAUGGCCUCCCUAAGGUGCACAAAGACGGCGCUCCUCUCCGACCCAUCGUGUCGCUCAAAGGUACUCCAACGUACGGACUGGCUAAGUGGCUGUUCCGGCGUCUCAAGUUCCUGACCGCUGAGUCAGACACCACGGUCUCUUCGUCAGCAGAAUUCCUGGAGAAACUCAAAGGGGUAAGCCUCCAUCCAAAUGAGGUCAUGGUAUCUUUUGAUGUUACAUCCCUUUUUACUUCUAUUCCCCAGGACCUGGCGAUCGAGACAAUCAAACUGCUACUUCAAAAGCAAAUACGAUGAAACGGAGAAUCGUCUUGGACGCGCCCAAGUCCUUCAGCUCCUGAAGUUCUGUCUUAGGACGUACUUCAAGUUCGACGGGACAAUCUACUAACAGGUGAAGGGCACACCAAUGGGUUCCCCGUUUUCGGGAUUCAUCGCCGAGGCGGUCCUGCAACGGUUAGAGUCGCUGGUCUUCCAACACCACAAACCGACGUUCUGGGCCCGGUAUGUGGAUGAUACCUUCGUCGUUAUCGAUCGGGAUCAACUGCUGACAUUCAAGGAACGUCUGAAUGCGGUCUUCCCGGACAUACAAUUUACGAUGGAGGAGGAAGAGAACAACCAGCUGGCCUUCCUGGAUGUCCGUAUGCCGCAAGGAUUGUGGUGGUCUAAAGACCAAAGUGUUCAGGAAAGCGACAAAUACGAUGCAAGUACUGAACUUCAACAGUAA